Molecule: messenger RNA, 805 nt
Organism: Myripristis murdjan (pinecone soldierfish)
Lineage: Eukaryota; Metazoa; Chordata; Actinopteri; Holocentriformes; Holocentridae
Product: protein phosphatase 1 regulatory subunit 1C-like
Exons: 5
Coding region: 29-331 (100 amino acids)
Biological process (GO): intracellular signal transduction
Cellular component (GO): cytoplasm
Molecular function (GO): protein phosphatase inhibitor activity
Source: RefSeq, a predicted model, not a curated record
CUUUCUUUCUAUCUCUCAGUCAGUAAUAAUGGAGCCCAGCAGUCCAAAGAAGAUCCAGUUUGCUGUUCCUCCGCUACAGGGGCAGCUGGACCCGCAGGCCGCCGAACAUAUCCGCCGCCGAAGACCAACUCCUGCCACUCUGCAGAUCUACAGACAACCUGCUGGCACAGAUGCUGGAGAGCAGCACACUGCCAGUGGAGUGACACAGGGUCCAGACGCCUCCCAGAGGAAGCAGGGUACCUAUGCUCCGCCCACCAUGAAAGGCAAGCUGUCCCAACCAGAAUGCGCUGUGCCCGAGGAGGACGAGGACACCAACCCUCAGGACGACUGACCCGGGAGAGACGUCGCUCCACCGUCUAUCAGAUGUGUUUUAGUUGUAGCAACACGGCCUUACUGAUGAUGGCGCUGUGAUCUCAGAGGAAGCGUUUUACUGCACGACUGCGGGCAGCAGCUAAAUCUUGUAAAUCCGUCUGGGUAAAGAAAUAUAAUAACUAAUGGCCACAUGUGACAUAACAGGGACAAAAACAGACAUAUCAGCAAUUAGUUUGGGAGCCGUUUCGGGGCUCCCAGCCGACAAAUUAACAAAUUAACACUUUUACAAACGUAAUAGGAGUCAGACAAAAUAGGUGUACCAAUUAAAUGCAAGUUGAGAAUAAUGAGUUUUCCGCGGUGCUUAAAUCCAAGGGAGAAUUUGCUGUUUUUCCUCAGGCAGGUUGUUACAGAUUUUGGGGAAGCGUGCCAAAAACUCCACCAAAAGCAAAGUCUCCAGCACAGGCUUUUCACCCCUUUUUCAAACCAUACACUG